AUGGGGCGCGCAGCAGCAUCCUUCGUGCUCAAUUUGAGCAGCGGGGCUUCGGACGAGGAGAUCCCCUUGGCGCAGGAGGAGCGGCUAGGCACUGACGGCGGAUAUGUGCAGCAGCCAUUAACAGGGCAGUGGGCGCAGGAGCGGGAACGGGAGAGGCCAGAACGGGAGAAGAAGCCGCGGCUAGUCAGGGUGCAGCUGUCGGUGCACUACCGCGUGCACUCGCGCCAGAUGCUCUGCAUCGGGGGCUCGCAGAUACCAUUUGGCUGGUCGUUUUUGAGCAUCGCUAAGGUGCCCAUGACGUGGCUGCAGGGUGACGUGUGGCAGGCUGAGGUGUUGUUGCCUGCGGGGCAGCGCAUCGAGUACAAGUACGUUAUCUUGGAGGAGCAGGAUUGGAUCAAGCUUGAGAACGAAGAUGCAGAGGGGCUGGUUGAGAUCAGCUACCGCAGCGGGACCGAGCCCGGGAAACCUCCGGACGUGCAGAUGAUUCAGAAGCAGAUGGCUAUUGUGGCAUGGCAGCCGGGGCCCAACCGCAUAGUGCAGGUCCCAACAGAGGAGGAGCUGGGCGCACUCGCCCUGGGGGAGGUGGUGGAGCGCGUCCCUGCGCGCCCGCCCCCGCGCUCCGUGCUGGAGGCCCCCCGGCAGCCCGACCCCUUUGAGGGCACCUGGGAGGCACUGGAGAUGGGCAAGGACGGGGAGCCGCUGCUGGACAGGCACGACGUGUGGGGCUGGACGCCGCCCAGCAGCGGCCGGCCCCCCAACAUGCGCAAUCUGCGGUUCGACAACUGA
Molecule: messenger RNA, 786 nt
Organism: Monoraphidium neglectum
Lineage: Eukaryota; Viridiplantae; Chlorophyta; Chlorophyceae; Sphaeropleales; Selenastraceae
Exons: 6
Coding region: 1-786 (261 amino acids)
Molecular function (GO): starch binding
Source: RefSeq, a predicted model, not a curated record